GGUUGUCGGCCACCGUAGGCUACGUCAGAGGUAAAUAUCCAGCUCGCUGCCGACAGUGAAAAGAUGGCAUUUACUUUGUAUUCCCUUAUUCAAGCAGCUAUUCUGUGCGUUAAUGCCGUCGCCGUGUUGCACGAAGAGAGGUUUCUAAGUAAAAUCGGAUGGGGAGUGGACCAAAGUGUCGGAGGUUUUGGUGAUGAACCUGGCAUCAAAGUGCAGCUCAUGAAUCUUGUCCGCUCUGUGAGGACAGUGAUGAGAGUUCCAUUGAUAGCAGUGAAUUCUGUCUGCAUCGUGCUGCUGCUGCUGUUUGGAUGAAGAGAAAUGACUGGCACUUCCCACAGGAGAGCCUCCAUCACCUCAGGAACCCUUGACAAUUUUUUUUUUUAUCUCCUUUUCUCUCCCCACACGCACAGUUGUUCAUGUCAACCUGCACUAGGGUUGUUGUCAUGUGAUAUUCUCGACCACUCCAUUGGAAAACUGUUCAGGCCGACCCAGCACAGCCCAGUAAUGCAACAUAAGUGCCUACAGAUUAAUUACACCGGUUGCAGUGGCUGUUAUUUUGAAACUGUUGAAUAGCCGAUGCUUCCAUUUGCUCUUUUAGACAAUAAUUCAUUUUGUAACUCAGCUUAUAUUCCAUAGUUUUGUGGAAUAAAACUAGAGCUAGGCUAUGAAGAAUGUGAAAAAUGUAAUGGGGGAUCAACUGUAAAAUAGUUGAAAUUUGUCAUUAUCUGUCUCACACUGAAGACUGUUAAAUUAAUAUUGGAUUUUUGGUAAAUGGAUGUUGAUUUACUCGUGAAAUAAAAUGUUUUUAAACUUUA
Molecule: messenger RNA, 815 nt
Organism: Myripristis murdjan (pinecone soldierfish)
Lineage: Eukaryota; Metazoa; Chordata; Actinopteri; Holocentriformes; Holocentridae
Product: immediate early response 3-interacting protein 1-like
Exons: 3
Coding region: 64-312 (82 amino acids)
Biological process (GO): endoplasmic reticulum to Golgi vesicle-mediated transport
Cellular component (GO): Golgi membrane; endoplasmic reticulum membrane; COPII-coated ER to Golgi transport vesicle
Source: RefSeq, a predicted model, not a curated record